UUCAUCCUCUCAUCCCGCUCUCUUUCUCCCUCCCUCCCACUCUCCUCUCAGUGACUUCCUGAGUCAGCAGAGAGUAAACGCUGCUACUGGAGGUGCCGUAUCCUGCAGAAACCGUGUGUGUGUGUGAGUGGACACAGAUGGGAAAGCGACUGAGUCAGAAAGGCUGCCUCCCAUCGCCGUCCUUCGCUCCUCUGCUGCUAUGGAGAUCCAGCAGGCUGAAUCACAGCAGCGUCCGCACAAAGAGCUGAGGUAGAAGUGUGUAUGCUGAGCUAGCAUGGACAAUGCAUGCAAGACAUGGUGGUCAUCUGGCUGUCGGGCUGUUGUGUUUCUCCACACGCUGGCCUUCUCCUACACAGGUGCCGUUGAACCCGCCCCCAAAAUUGACGGACAUCAUCGGGCGGCGGUAACACUAAGAGAAAACAUGACGCACCGGUUCCGCUGUCAAUCAGACGGAUGGGAUCGCGAAGCCCCGCCCUUGCUGACCUGGUACCUAAACGGGGAGCCGCAGAGGGUGGUCUCUCCAAAAGGCGGUCAGGUGAUGACCACGCCUCAUAAAAGGUCUGAGGUGAGGAGAUUAGGAGCCAAUCACAGCAACAGCUCCUUCGCCCUCCGGGCCAGGAAGUGGGACAGAGAGCUGGUGUGUGUGGCGUUGGACCCCAAGUCUGGCACCAGCUACAACGCCACGGUCACUCUCAAUGUCCAGUUCCAACCCGCCUGCCACCUUCGCCUUCGUGGACCAGGCUGGCCAGCUGGUGGCGAACACUUCGGACAUCCUCCUCCUCGACUCGCACAACUACCCCUGGCUGACCAAUCACACGCUGAAAGUGACGCUCAGCAGCCUAUCGAGGAAUAUCUCGCUGAACGCCAGCAACAGCGUGGGCACGGCGCAAAGCAACCUCACACUGGCAGGUCACUGGCGUGGCAAACCAGGGCUGUAUUUGAAAAACUGGUGUUUACCUUCGGUACCGCCUUACUUACUGUCUCUCCUCCAGAGUUCCUGCAGUCUCGUGUGGAAGUGCCGAUGCUGGGAAUCGUAACUGGCGGGGCGAUGGCCUUCAUGGCUCUUCUCAUCCUCAGCCUGAUUGUCCUCUGCCUCAUGCACAAAACAAAGAGCAAGUCUCUUGAUGAUUCAGUGGAGAUUGUGAUGACAAAGAAAAGUGAGUCGACCAACCUUAAAGCAGUGAGGGCUUACAUCCCAAGAGAGAACAUGUCGCUGCCUUCCAACAUGCAGCUCCAUGACCUCAGCACGUUGAAAAAAGCACGGGAGACUGCACAGCAAAACGGUGGCGGACAGAAGAAGAAGGAAGAGGAGGAUGAAGACCUGUCGUUAGCCUACGCUGCCAGAGGGUUUGCCAGAUAUCCCAUGGUGGGAUACAUCUACAAAGUGAACAGCACAAGCAGUGAGGAGAUCUGGCUGUGACGGACCUCCAAAGCAAUACACAUAUUAUAUGUGCAUGUAUGACUAUAGUUUUUGGAGGUUAAUUUGUGUCUUUUUUACCAAAGCUUUCUUUUCGACACUGAAUUUAUGUAGCAGAAUUUAUUUAGCAUUUGAAUGUUGUGAACUUAAUUUUUUUUUUUUACAUCAAAUUAUGCUGACAAUCUCAUUGAAUAAAAUUUUGUGAGAAAAAUUUGUGUUUAAAAAUUCAGUUUGUAAAAAUAGAGCAUAUAAAAGUUCAAUGUCUACAAAUACAGUGUUUUAGAAUUCACCGUAAAACAGCAUAUUAAAAGUCAGUCUAUAAAAAUAUAAUAUAAAAAAAUAUAAAAAUGCAGUGCAAAAAUAAAUAUAUUAAAAUUCUGUGUAUAAAAAAAAUAUAAAAAUGCAGUGCAAAAAUAAAUGUAUUAAAAUGCAGUGUAUAAAAAUUCAGUGUAAAAUAAUUCAGUGCAGAAAUAUUUCUUCAAAUUUAAGAGUCACUCCAGGUAAAUUAAGACUGGUUCCGAGACAGGACCGAUUGCUUUAACUUACUGUAAGUGGGUAUUGAGUUUUGAAGCAAUGAAUAUGUUUGCACUGAAUUUUUUUCACCCUUAUUGUUUUAAUACACUGCAUUUUUACACAUUGCAUUUCAAAACACUGUAUUUGAAAAAACUCAAUUUUUAAACACACAGAUUUUGCUCACACAUUUUAAUUCAAUCAAUAUCGAACUAAAAAAUGCGGUUCACAAAAUUCAAACGCAAACAAUUUGUUAUGAUCCGUUGCCAGUUGUUCUGUUAGUUUGACUACCUCAGUUCUGUUUUCAAUACCCCUGGGUUUGUGUUUUGGUUUCCUUGGGUGCUGAUUAGUUUCACCUGCCUCUGUUUAGUGUUCGGGACGCUCACCUGCUCCUGGGCACUAAUCAGAGAGCUACUUAUUCCUGUCUUUCGCCACACACGGUCUGGCUGAUUUAUUUGCUUCAAUGCAACACGUUACGCCGUUACCUUUUCGAUUCCGGGUACACUUGGCCCGGCGACCCACCACCAAGUCCUCCCUCCGCCCUCCCAUGACUUUUGAACUUUCUCUUAGUUUUUUUCAGGGGACAUCUGUACAUCUGGCCUUAAAAGGGGGGGUACUGUUAUGAUCCGUUUCCUGGAGCAUGUUUUGUUCCGUUAGUUUGACUACCUCAGUUCUGUUUUCAGCACUCCUGGGUUAGUGUUUUGGUUUCCAUGGGUGCUGAUUAGUUUCACCUGCCUCUGUUUAGUGUUUGGGACGCUCACCUGCUCCUGGGCACUAAUCAGAGAGCUACUUAUUCCUGUCUUUCGCCACACAUGGUCUGGCUGUUUUAUUUGCUUCCAUGCAAUACGUUACGCCGUUACCUUUUCGAUUCCGGGUACACUUGGCCCGGCGACCCACCACCAAGUCCUCCCUCCGCCCUCCCAUGACUUUUGAACUUUCUCUUAGUUUUUUUCAAGGGACAUCUGGCCUUAAAGGGUGGGUACUUUUAUUAGCCGUUUCCUGGAGCAUGUUUUGUUCUGUUAGUUUGACUACCUCAGUUCUGUUUUCAGCACCCCUGGGUUGGUGUUUUAGUUUCCAUGGGUGCUGAUUAGUUUAACCUGCCUCUGAUUAGUGUUCAGGACGCUCACCUGCUCCUGGGCACUAAUCAGAGAGCUACUUAUUCCUGUCUUUCACCACACACGGUCUGGCUGUUUUAUUGCUUCCAUGCAACACGUUACGCCGUUACCUUUUCGAUUCCUAUGCUUGUUUUCCUUUUGCUAAGCUUUAGCUUUGCUCCCCUUGCAUUCGGCAUGCGUUGCUUUUGUUUGAAUCCCGCAUGUUUCAUAGACAAUAAAUCCUUGUCUCACCUGCACAGUUCCUGCUGCAUCUUGGGAGAACGACCCGCACAGUAAAAUGCAACCAAAGCGUGACGCAAUUCAAGUUACAGUACAUAAAUUCAGUGUAAAAAAAAAAAGGCACAAAUUAACCUCUGUACUAAAUCAACAACAACAAAAAAAAAGACUGCCCGCCCUCCAUUUUGUUGAUUGCACAAAAAGAAAAGCCACAACAAUGUUGUCUUAUUGCGACAUCAAAACUUAGGUGUUCCGAAAUGUCUCAACUAAGCGUGUGAACACCUAAACCAUUAUUAUUUUUUUAUUUUACAGUUCUGGAAUACCAUGUGUAACCACGCUGAUGUCACCCAUGCUGUGAAUUGUUUCUGGAAUGCGUUUGUCGUGCUAUGCGUAUGAGAUUAUACCAAUGGAUUUGAUGUAUGUAUUUAAAUAUGCACAUGCAACAUGUCAGGUAAUGUAAAUUUGUUUGCAAAUGAACUUAAUCGUAUUUAA
Messenger RNA from Nerophis lumbriciformis (worm pipefish), 3750 nucleotides. Its product is annotated as transmembrane protein 25. The record is from RefSeq and is a predicted model, not a curated record. NCBI's taxonomy places the organism in Eukaryota, Metazoa, Chordata, Actinopteri, Syngnathiformes, Syngnathidae. Gene Ontology annotation, biological process: negative regulation of excitatory postsynaptic potential.